Messenger RNA from Ochotona curzoniae (black-lipped pika), 2752 nucleotides. It is a transcript of the gene PRR5L, whose product is annotated as proline rich 5 like. Gene Ontology annotation, biological process: TORC2 signaling. Gene Ontology annotation, cellular component: TORC2 complex. The record is from RefSeq and is a predicted model, not a curated record. The transcript is spliced from 9 exons. NCBI's taxonomy places the organism in Eukaryota, Metazoa, Chordata, Mammalia, Lagomorpha, Ochotonidae. The coding region runs from base 293 to 1399 and encodes 368 amino acids.
CUCGUCUCUUUUGAAACCAACGCGGCACGCAGCUCCCUUGACCUGCUGCAUCCUCCUCGACCUUUUCAGUCAAAGAACUUGGAUUUCCUGAUAUUGUUGCACUGGACGCAAGUGCAGGGGCCCUCUCCCUCUCGCCGCUGCCGGGUGAGAGCGGCGGCAGGGGCGGAGGUGUUGGCUGAGUUAGAGGUCUCAGCAACGUGCCCGAGGCCCAGCAGGCAUCCCUAGAAGUGCUUCCCCUGGGCAGCUGGAAGCUUCUCAUCUUACAGGUGAAGCUGAAACUUCCCCUGGACUUAUGACCCGUGGCUUCGCUCCCAGCUUGCCUGUCGAGUUCCACAAGAUGGGCUCCUUCCGCAGGCCCAGACCACGCUUCAUGAGCUCCCCGGUGCUCAGCGACCUGCCUCGAUUCCAGGCCACCCGGCAAGCUUUGCAGCUGAGCUCCAACUCAGCUUGGAACAGUGUCCAGACUGCAGUGAUCAAUGUUUUCAAAGGGGGCGGUUUGCAAAGCAACGAGCUCUAUGCACUGAAUGAAAGCAUCAGGCGGCUGCUGAGGAGUGAACUCGGAUCCUUCAUUACUGACUACUUCCAGAACCAGCUUCUUGCAAAAGGACUAUUGUUUGUGGAGGAGAAGAUUAAGCUGUGUGAAGGUGAAAAUCGCAUUGAGGUUCUGGCUGAAGUCUGGGACCACUUCUUCACUGAGACUCUCCCCACCCUGCAGGCAAUAUUUUAUCCAGUUCAGGGCCAGGAGCUGACCAUCCGCCAGAUCUCCCUGCUGGGUUUCCGAGAUCUGGUUCUGUUGAAGGUGAAGCUGGGUGACCUGCUGCUGCUGGCCCAGUCCAAGCUGCCCUCAUCCAUUGUACAGAUGCUGCUCAUCCUGCAGAGUGUUCAUGAGCCUACAGGCCCCAGCGAGGGUUAUCUGCAACUGGAAGAGCUGGUGAAGCAAGUGGUUUCUCCCUUCCUCGGCAUCAGCGGGGACCAAGGCUUCUCAGGCCCCACGUACUCGCUGGCCAGGCGGCACUCCAGGGUCCGGCCCAAGGUGACUCUCCUGAAUUAUGCCUCACCAAUGACCACAGGCAACAGGCCGCUGAAUGAGAUGGCCUUGACCCCAUUGACAGAGCAGGAAGGUGAGGCGUACCUGGAGAAGUGUGGCAGUGUCCGGCGGCACACAGUGGCCAAUGCCCACUCAGACAUCCAGCUGCUGGCCAUGGCUACCAUGAUGCACUCGGGCUUAGGGGAGGAGGCUGGCAGUGAGGACAAGUGCCUGCUACUGCCACCCAGCUUCCCCCCACCCCACCGGCAAUGCUCCAGCGAGCCCAACAUCACUGACAGCCCUGACAGCCUGCAGGAGGUAGCAGGAGACAGCCAAGAGGAUUCGGAGCUGAACUGUGCUUCCCUCAGCUAAGUCACCACCUCCAGGAUUUCCAGCAGCUCCUGCUUUACAACCUGGAUGAUAACCAUCCUGUGGACCACCAAGAGUCUCUACCGUGGGCCUUGCUGCCUUGUUUCCCUUAAGGUCCAGGCCUGACCUAGGUGCCAGAGGGGUAAACAUUGGUCAGACCUCUUCAGGUGGCUCACUGUGACCAGCUCUUGAAGAGACACACAGACAAAGCUGCCUGCUGUUCGCUUUCAGCCUGGCCUUCCUGGCCUUCCUGAUCCAGAUGCUCAUCUUUGGGCCUUUCAGACAUUGAGCUGCCUGAGGUGCCCAAGCCUGUAUCCCACUGCUCCUGGCCUCACUGGAACCACACAGCAAAGCCUCAGGAAUGUGCUGGCCAUUGUCUGUUCCCUGUAGAUUCCUUGCAAUGCAGAGGCUGAAGGCAGAGAGAGGAAAUAGAGUGGCACCUGCAGCCCCAGCUUGUGCGUGGGUGAAAGCGAGCCCUACCAAGCAAGCGCCAGAGCUCCUGGGAAGGAGCUAGCCCGCUGGUGCCUGAGAGUCUGUCCUCACCUCCAUUCAGAUCCUGUGUGCUGCUCACACAAAGGCCUUGGCUUGCAUCCCAGGAGGGCCCCAAGGCUGCAGCCUGUCUUUCAGAAAGCCUCAGCAUUUUGUCUCUCUCAGGCUUCCUCCCAAGCCCCAGGGAUUCACCCCUCUGCAGGGUGUAGCUGCUUCCUUCACCCCUCUCUCAUUUCAGAAAUGUAUCCAUUUUCCCAUUGUGGGUGUUGAGGGACUAGGCACCAACCGAAGAGUCUGUUUACCUGGAUUUGACUUGAAUUUCUAAAAUGCAUGUUAUUUCACCAAAUUGUUGGCAGAUCUUUGCUUGGUUCCUUUCCAAGAUGGGUGUGUCUUCAAACUAAGGAGCAAGCAGCAAUCCCCUUCCCCUAGAAGGGAGACCGGAAGUGGUUCUGGACAAAAUGACCCAUGGUGGACAGGACUCCUAUGCCACCUGGUUCUGGAAGCAGCUGCACUCAAAUCCAGAACGGCCUGUAUCUGAGAGUGGAAAAGCUGUAUGGGGAGGGGAGACUCAGUUUGCCUGAAGAGCAGAGAAUCGUAGUAAAUGGAAUGUGUCUGUGUUUACAGUUUCUGUGUAUUCCCUGGGAUAAAGGACCUCCCUGAAGUGUCUGCAGUUUCUAACAUGUGAAGUCUCAAGAUGCCAUUUGGGACAGCAGGUGUUGGUCCUGCCCUGUGUCCUUAACGUUGAUCCCCCGGUCUGUGAGUUUUUUAAUUCACCUUGAAUUCUUGUUCUCCUUGUAUCUGUUUACUGGCUUCCUUUGAUAACAGGAUGCUCCUUCACCCAAAGAUUUGGACUUUGUGUGGUGAAAU